CCUCGAAUUCUCCUUCUCCAAUCUCUCAUCUUUGCGCAUAUACUCGAUUCAAGCGACCAUGUCUGACGACGAGGGAAAGAAGAAGUUCGUGCUCGAGACCGCCGGAUUCGACGCUCGGUUCCCUAACCAGAACCAGACCAAGCAUUGCUGGCAAAACUUUGUCGACUACCACAAGUGUGUCAACGCUCGAGGUGAAGACUUCCCUCCUUGCAAACAGUUCAAGAAGGCCUACAAUUCGCUGUGUCCCGUUUCAUGGGUCGAAAAGUGGGACGAACAGAUCGAGAAUGACAUUUUCCCAGCCUCCUUGAAGCCUUAAAGCGUGGACAGUGCAUGCAUAGGAAGCCCAAAUC
Molecule: messenger RNA, 350 nt
Organism: Kockovaella imperatae
Lineage: Eukaryota; Fungi; Basidiomycota; Tremellomycetes; Tremellales; Cuniculitremaceae
Product: cytochrome c oxidase subunit VIb
Exons: 7
Coding region: 59-316 (85 amino acids)
Cellular component (GO): respiratory chain complex IV; mitochondrion
Source: RefSeq, a predicted model, not a curated record